UGACGCGUUCGCGGCGCGACGGCGUCGCCAUUUGAUGCGGGCGGGGCCGAUGGGCGCGCAGGAGGUGCUGGGGCAGGCCACGCGGCUGGCGUCCUCCAGCGCGCUGCUGCAGGUGCUGUUCCGGGCGGUCACGUUCGCCCUCAACGCCUUCACUCUGCGCUACCUCUCCAGAGAGCUGAUCGGUGUGGUCAACGUGAGGCUCACUUUGCUGUAUUCAACGGUUGUCUUCCUGGCAAGGGAGGCGUUUCGCAGAGCCUGUCUGAGUGGAAGUGCAAAGAGAAACUGGACCAAAACAACUAACCUGUUGUGGCUGACAGUCCCUCUUGGUGUUUUUUGGUCUGUUUGCUUGGGCUUAGUCUGGCUACACUUGCUCGAAGUACCUGAUCCUUCUGUGGUUCCUCAUUAUCAGGCUGGUGUAGUAGCAUUUGGUCUUUCUGCAAUUAUUGAACUUCUGGGAGAGCCAUUCUGGGUUUUAGCACAAGCUCAUUUGUUUGUGAGACUUAAGGUUAUUGCUGAAAGCCUUUCAGUAGUGUCAAAAUGCAUUUUGACAGUUAUUUUAGUAGUUCUUUAUCCUCAGUGGGGCCUCUACAUUUUUUCCUUGGCUCAGCUUUUGUAUACCAGUGUGCUGGUACUGUGCUACGUUAUUUAUUUUGUGAUGUUUUUGGGAUCUCCUGAAGCAACAAAGAAGUCAUUUCCAGUUGCUAGAAUGAAAGCUUUAUUGCCCAGUUUGGUGGAAGAUGAGACCUUUGUUAACUGGAAGGAAGCACGGUUGACUUGGAGUUUCUUCAAACAGUCCUUCUUGAAACAGAUUUUGACAGAGGGUGAACGAUAUGUGAUGACUUUUUUGAAUGUGUUGAAUUUUGGAGAUCAGGGUGUAUAUGAUAUCGUGAAUAAUCUUGGUUCACUGGUGGCCAGGUUUAUCUUUUUGCCUAUUGAGGAGAGUUUUUAUGUCUUUUUUGCCAAAGUGCUAGAAAGAGGGAAGAAUGUAAAGGAUCAGAAGAAGGAUGAUGUUGCUAUGGCUGCAAAUGUAUUAGAAUCACUGUUAAAACUUGUACUUCUGACUGGCCUUACCAUCACAGUUUUCGGGUAUGCCUAUUCUCAGCUGGCUCUGGAUCUUUAUGGAGGCUCAGUGCUCAGUUCUGGAACCGGUCCAAAUCUCCUUCGAUGUUACUCAUUGUAUGUCCUAUUUCUUGCUGUCAAUGGAGUAACAGAAUGUUUUACAUUUGCUUUGAUGUGUAAAGAAGAGGUGGACAGGUACAAUUUUGUUAUGCUGGCGUUGUCUUUCACAUUUCUGUGUAUCUCUUAUUUCUUGACUCACUGGCAUGGCAGUGUGGGCUUUAUUCUUGCCAACUGCUUUAACAUGGGUAUCCGAAUAGCUCACAGCAUCCACUAUAUCUAUGAUUACUUCAAAGAAAGCACUUACAGACCUCUGAUGGGCUUGCUUCCCUCCCCAUUUUUGGUGUUCAUUUACAUCAUAAGUGGAGCGAUCACUGGUUUCUCAGAGGUGUUCUUCUGCUGCGAUAAGGGUUGGAUGCCAAGACUGAUUCACAUCAGCAUGGGUGCUCUGUGCUUUGCCGCAACCAUCGUUACUAUGUUCUUCACAGAGACCAAGCUGAUCCACUUUGUCAGAAGCCAGUUCCUGUCCCGAUAUAUGAAGAAAGGAACAUGAAAUGCUCAUGUGCGGAACAGUUCUUGUGUAUGCUUGCAGUAAAGGGCUAUAUUUUUUCCAUAAGA
Molecule: messenger RNA, 1734 nt
Organism: Neopsephotus bourkii (Bourke's parrot)
Lineage: Eukaryota; Metazoa; Chordata; Aves; Psittaciformes; Psittacidae
Gene: RFT1
Product: RFT1 homolog
Exons: 13
Coding region: 35-1669 (544 amino acids)
Biological process (GO): glycolipid translocation; dolichol-linked oligosaccharide biosynthetic process
Cellular component (GO): endoplasmic reticulum membrane
Source: RefSeq, a predicted model, not a curated record